CAAACUGAAGCAGGAAUGCUGCUGGAACUUUCCACCACAGCAUAUAAAAGCAGCAAGCAGUCCUAUCUGGGAGAGAAGCAGAGAGAUAGACGACAGACCAGCUACAAUCAGCACAGCACGGAACAGCCACUGAAGAUGAUUUGCCCAAGCACAAUUCAGUCUCCAUUCAGCCCCUUCAUGGACUUGCACUGGCCAGUGCGCAGUUUAUGGCCAGAGACGAGACCGCUGUUCUUUCAAAUUGAACAAGAAAUGGUGAGACACAUGCAAGAGAUGCGGCACAACUUAGAAUUCAUGGAACGCCUUCAUAGAAGGAUUUUCGAUGAAAUUGACCAGAUCUCUCCUUCUGUAACAUUCAAACCAAUCUCAUUCCAACUGGGAAAACAAGAAGACCACUUUGCACUGACCCUGGACACAAAAGAAUUCUCACCUGAGGAGCUGUCUGUCAAACAAGUGGGCAGUAAGUUACGAGUGAGUGGAAAGACAGAGAAAAAGCAAGAUGAUGGGAAAGGAUCCUACUCUUACAAAUGCCAGGAAUUCCGCCAGGAGUUUGACCUUCCUGAAGGUGUGAAGCCUGAGGCUGUGACCUGCUCCUUAAUCCAAGGCCAGCUACAGAUCCAGGCACCCAAAGAGAGCUCAGCUGUGCAAAAUGAGAGAGUGGUGCCUAUUACGUAUACUCCUGUGGUGAAGAGCACUCCUCCAGUGAGUCCAGAGCCUCAGGACCAAGCGACCCAGGAAGAUUCCUCUAAAAACUGAAAUAAGCAUUCUGAAUAAUAUACUAUGCUGGAUAUGAGCAUAUAGAGUAUUUGAACAUAUACAUCUAAUUUACCAUCAGUGGUACAUCUGUCUUCCUGGUUGAUGCCAGUGUGCUCUUUUCUAUGUUUAAAACUAAUUGGACUAACUACUAGUACAGUAGUAACUGGAGAAUAUAUUGUUCAUUUGUAUUGUUCAUUUCAUUGUGUAUUUGGUAGGGUUGGAGUGUGGGAAAUGUGUUGAAACUGGAAUCACUAGUUGAUCGACUUUGUACAAAAAAUACAACUGCAAAUAUAUUUCUCAAAUAAUGUUAAAUAAUUCCUGAGAAUAUAUAUAUAUAUAUGAUCAAUCAAUAAUAAGGUACUUUAGAAAGGGCUCGAUUGAUGGAAAUGUAACAUUUAGGCAACUUAUUUGGUGUAGUCUAAAUGUGAAUGUUAUGAAGAGAUAAUAAAAGAAAACAGCAGGUGAAACAACAAAAAAAGUGAUUAAAAAGUUAUUCAAAACAUCACGUG
This is a messenger RNA of Electrophorus electricus (electric eel), 1262 nucleotides long. It is a transcript of the gene hspb9l, whose product is annotated as heat shock protein, alpha-crystallin-related, b9-like. Lineage: Eukaryota; Metazoa; Chordata; Actinopteri; Gymnotiformes; Gymnotidae. Gene Ontology annotation, biological process: response to heat; protein refolding. The record is from RefSeq and is a predicted model, not a curated record. Gene Ontology annotation, cellular component: cytoplasm; nucleus.